AUGGAAGCUUCCAUAUGGGAACGGGAAGAAGACGAAGACGAAGACGAAGGGGAAGAAGACGGAGACGGAGAAAACGAAGAGGAAGUAGACGAAGGGGAGGAAGACGAAGACGAAGGGGAAGAAGACAGACACGAGGAGUAUACAGAGUUUCUGGCAAGCUGGGACUGUUUCGAGCAGAUGACGCAGUUGCGCUCAAUUCUGUUCACAUACGAUCCUGACAUCUUCAAUCGCGACACAUACAUGGAAGAGCCAGAUCUCCAACCAGAGGUAUUUGCCAGCAAUUUCUUCCAAUACCUCGAUGCGCGUGGUUGGUGUCCUAGCUUAGACGUUCUGGUCACUGGCGUCCCGGUAGAUCUCGAGGAUAUAGAAGAUGUUGAACCUGGCUAUGCACACGCACUAGAGUUCAAGACUCCACAUCCAUGGCACUGCUUUGUCAAGGGCAAGUAUGAAUGUGUACCGGCACAUGUACUGCGAUCUUAUCAGCCUGGGUACAACAUGCCAGACAUCAUUCCACGAGCGGAUUGGAUGGAUUCCACUUCUGGAGAGUCCUGGGGGUUCUUGGCUGAUCGCGAAUCUAACAUUUCAAUUGGAUAG
Molecule: messenger RNA, 594 nt
Organism: Alternaria arbusti
Lineage: Eukaryota; Fungi; Ascomycota; Dothideomycetes; Pleosporales; Pleosporaceae
Exons: 2
Coding region: 1-594 (197 amino acids)
Source: RefSeq, a predicted model, not a curated record